GCGUGUAGACAGCAUCUCAGUUUCUACGGCGUUGUUGCAUCGUAUCUUUGCAUAGAUUGACGUCGAACGAGACCGAAUAAGUGAGAGCUAGAACGAGAGAUAGAAAGGAGAAAGACAAAAAUUCGACAGAGAACCUGUACAACAGGACAUCAUUGUCGUCGACUAUUACUAACUCCUUAAACUUUACACUUAUCGAGUAAAACUUGAAGAGGACGGAGAAAAGAAACCUAUCUCAGACGAAACAACAAACAAGCAAAAACCCACCACCACCACCAACACGUAUGAACUUUUCCUCUUCGUGCGUGACUUCUUCCUGAAAGAGAGAGAGAGAGAAAAAGAAUAACAGGAAAGACAAAUCGCGGCUCGUUGAUUACAACCAACAACAACAACAAAAACUCCCAAGAAAAAAGAAAAAGAAUAAAUUAAAUUCAUACACCGUUUACGGUUACCGGAAGGCGGACUAUAAGGCAGAAAGGAACCCACCAGGAAUAAAUAAUCGAAUUAUGGCGCCUAAUAUUACGAGCAGCCCAACAACUGGGGUUUUAUUCGAAGGAGAAAAAUUGGACGAUCAGCCAGUGGUUGAUUUGCCCAAGGAAAAAGAAAAAUAUAAGAGACGUAUAGUUUGGAGAAAUGUCACAAUAUUUGCCGGUCUUCACAUUGGUGCUCUUUAUGGUUUCUAUCUCAUAUUCACAUCCGCCAAAUUGUUGACCACGCUUUUUGCAAUUCUACUCUACGUAUGUUCUGGAAUUGGUAUUACAGCAGGAGCUCACAGAUUAUGGGCACACAGAUCAUAUAAAGCAACGUGGCAACUCCGAUUAAUUCUUAUAAUAUUCAACACUAUAGCCUUCCAAGAUGCGGCUAUCGAUUGGGCAAGAGACCACAGAGUUCACCAUAAAUUCAGUGAAACUGAUGCAGAUCCACAUAACGCGAAAAGAGGUUUCUUCUUUUCUCAUAUCGGUUGGUUACUCCUCAGGAAACAUCCGGACGUUAAGAAAAAAGGUCAAGGAAUUGAUUUGAGCGAUCUUAAAAGCGAUCCCAUCGUUGCAUUUCAAAAGAAAUAUUACUUCAUAUUGAUGCCUACGUUGUGUUUUAUCCUGCCAAGUUUAAUACCGAUGUACUUGUGGAACGAAUCUUUCCUCAAUUCUUAUUUCAUUCCUGUUGUAUUUCGUUACGUCUUUACUUUAAACAUGACGUGGCUGGUUAACUCUGCUGCUCAUCUUUUCGGAAAUAAACCUUACGACAAAUACAUCAAUCCGUCAGAAAACAAAGGAGUAGCAUUAAUGGCAAUGGGCGAAGGUUGGCACAAUUAUCAUCACGUAUUCCCAUGGGAUUACAAAACAAGCGAGUUGGGUAAUUACAGGCUGAACCUGACUACCGCGUUUAUUGAUUUCUUUGCGAAAAUAGGCUGGGCCUAUGACCUAAAAAGUGUCUCACAUGAUAUGGUUAAAUCGCGGGUACUCAAAAGCGGAGAUGGUACACACGAUGUUUGGGGUUGGGGUGACAAGGAUCAAACGCAAGAAGAAAAACAGCACGCCGUAUUCACGUAUACUACUGCUUCUUCGACGAAAGAUCAAUAACUGGGUUUUUUUUUUUCUAUCUCUCUCUAUCUCUCUCUCUAUCUUUCUCUCUAUUCGUCUCCGUAUAUUUGUUUAUUU
Messenger RNA from Polistes canadensis, 1655 nucleotides. Its product is annotated as acyl-CoA Delta(11) desaturase-like. The transcript is spliced from 6 exons. Gene Ontology annotation, biological process: unsaturated fatty acid biosynthetic process. Gene Ontology annotation, molecular function: iron ion binding; stearoyl-CoA 9-desaturase activity. Lineage: Eukaryota; Metazoa; Arthropoda; Insecta; Hymenoptera; Vespidae. Gene Ontology annotation, cellular component: endoplasmic reticulum membrane. The record is from RefSeq and is a predicted model, not a curated record. Bases 504 to 1577 code for a protein of 357 amino acids.